Molecule: messenger RNA, 3777 nt
Organism: Acaulospora morrowiae
Lineage: Eukaryota; Fungi; Glomeromycota; Glomeromycetes; Diversisporales; Acaulosporaceae
Source: the annotation of a GenBank genome assembly
AUGGUUCAGCCGCAAAGUCAGAAAAAUAAUAACGGUGAACCUUAUGGUCACUGCGGCUAUUCGCCGACGCUAAUGUAUUCACUCUCAGAAAAGACCUCUUCGGGGAAUUUUUCAUGUAACCCUUCAUACAAACAGGGAAACGGUUCGAUAAAUACGAACAACAAUGCCUAUUAUCGCAACCACCGUUUUUUAAAUAACAAUCAGUCGCAAGAGCAGGACUCUUAUUCCAUCGCGGACGGUGAUUCUCAGCAAAAAAAAGAGGAAGAUUCACAAGAUCAUAACGCCUCGACAACUGAAUUUGAUGAUAAUGCGUCAACCACAAAAAAAAGUCUUGCUGCGACUCUACAAUAUGGCCAAAAUAAUCAUCCAAUUACACUUCCUCCUCGUUCUGAAGAUAGUCUAUGUGUAGAUAUGCUCGUUAUGUUUGAGGCGCUACUUCCCACAAAGGAAAGUUUUGAAAAAAGAAAGCAGUUUGUCGAUAAAAUCGAAAGAAUAUUGAACGAAGAAUGGCCCGGGCAUGAUAUAAAAGUUCAUUUGUUCGGAUCGUCAGUGAACCUCCUCGGAACAUCCAAUUCGGACGUAGAUAUAUGCGUUACAACACCUUGGAGUGGGUUAAGGAAUGUAGUCAUCUUAGGUAAAGGGAUGAAAAAACAUGGAAUGCAAAGGAUUUAUUGUGUUCCUAAAGCCAAAGUACCUAUUGUUAGACUUUGGGAUCCUGACCUAAAUCUAUAUUGCGAUAUCAACGUCAAUAAUACCUUGGCCCUACAUAAUACUCGUCUGAUAAAGACCUAUGUUGAAAUUGAUCCGAGAGUUCGACCAUUGGCAAUGGUGAUAAAGUAUUGGGCGAAGCGGAGGGUUUUGAAUGAUGCAGCUAAGGGUGGUACUCUGUCGACGUAUACUUGGACGUGCAUGAUUUUGAAUUUUCUUCAAAUGCGCGAACCGCCGAUAUUACCGGUGCUUCACCAGAUACCCCACAAAGGAGAACCCAUAAUGGUGAAUGGAAUCGAUGCAUCUUUUUAUGAAGAUGUGGAAUCUCUGAGAGGAUUUGGCGAGAGUAACAAAGAAACUGUAGGUGGGCUAUUAUUUGCGUUCUUCAGACGGUUUGCUUAUGAAUUCGAUUAUGAUCAUAAUGUAAUAUCACUUCGUCAGGGAAAAUACCUUACCAAAGAAGAAAAAGGUUGGGGUGAAACCGGUAAAGGUUGGCGACUUUUAUGUGUCGAGGAACCUUUCAAUACUUCGAGGAACCUUGGUAAUAGUGCCGAUGAUACUAGCGUUCAGGGUUUAAGAGAGGAAUUCCGUAGGGCUUUUAAGAUUCUUUAUGAAAAAUUCAGGCAAGGUGCUAAAAGAUCAAACUAUUUCAAGCACAAUCAAAAUUUUCGCUCUAAUGGUUUUCACAGGCAACAAAAUGUUGAAGUUGACACCAACAAUGAUUAUAAAGAUGAAACUGAUGAUACUAAUAAAGGCGAACAAAUUUUUUCAGACAUUUCUUCUCAUCAGAGGAACGAACAAUUGAAUCAAGUUCCCGUUUUUUCAGAAAAUCAUAACUCCUAUUAUCAACGAAGUUCAAAUCUUGAGGAUGCUUUAAAUAAGAAAUCUUGUUCCCCUGAGCCGAAUAAUGACUCCGUAUCAGAGGUGAACUCAACAUCUAGCACUAAUAAUCACCUUGAGAUGCCGUCGCCUGUUCCAAGUCAGGAUAAUGCCAUUGAAUCUAGUGAGGUCAUCGCAUGCAGGUCCAAUCAAAAGUCCGUUACUGAGCUGAGUCAGAGUGGUCGCCAUAACUCGAUGAAUAACAAGAUGGUAUCUCAUUCAAAUCAGAAAAUGGCGUAUGCAACAAACCAAAAGCACAUUGGUCAAUCUAAUAAGCAGUCAUAUAACCAUUCAUCGAACCAUAAGUCCACAAAUGGAUCAAAUCGACCUAAUCGUAAUUCUGAUCAAAGGUUCGUUCGUGAGGCUAGACCAAAUUUUGCCCACAUUUCAAAUUCAAUUGUGACACCUCCCACUUCUCAAAAAGAGUCAGCAGGCAGUCCUACACUCGAUGGUCAACCUAACCAGGCUUCGAAUGUCAAAUCCGAACAAAAUAAUCAUAAGCCUACGCAUUUAAAAUUUUCUCGGACAUGCACAAAAUCUACCGACGAGAAUAGUUGCAAGACCUACAGUUAUAAUGGAGUAAAAGUUGAUGGGAAUGGUGCUUCGGUCAUUCCUUCAUAUUCAACACCCAAUAUUAGUAAAAAUGACAACUCUGUCCCGAUAAUAUUUGAUUCGAAUUUGUUGUGUUCUAACACGGUCAACAGAUUCUUCCCUUCGGGAGCCACAUCGAUAUUCUCUCAGAAUCACACGAGAGAUGACAACUCAGCCACCUUUCAACGACGACUGUCUCAUCAAUCUUCGUCGGACGGCUCAAAUAGUCAUACGAGUGUUAACAGUAGUAACACAAGCUAUAGUAAUAACAGUUAUCAGCAUUACAACACUUCAAACAAGCCCCAGGACAAUUACCAUUUGAGUCAACAUCAAAAUAAUGUAGCUAAUGGCGAAGUUAACAACGGCGUCAAUAAUGGUAAUUCGACGUAUAAUUCAGUCGCCAGUCGAAAUCUUCUUAAUAAUCAAAAAUCGACGAGUAACAUAAAUUCGAAUAACUUGAAUCAUUCCGGCGGUCCCAAGACGAACGGUAGCAGGGAUAAUAAUGGACAUUACUCGAACAAUACGAAAAUCCAGGCUGGAACUCACAGUGACAAUCGUUCCAACGGCCCAAAGGUUUUGUAUAGCAACAAUAUGGGUCAAGGAAAUUAUUCCAAUGUAAUGACCGUUAACGGUUCGAACCAUGAUAAUUACUCUCAUGGUUCAAAGUCAAUAAACAAUGGAUAUCAAAAUAAGGAUCACGUCAAUGGCCCAAAGAACAAUGGUAACGCUAACUACACGAAUAAUGGCCAUUAUUUGGGUGGUCAAAGGUCUAUGAAUGGUAUUUGUCAGAACAAUUGUUUUGUUAAUAACUUAAAGAUGACAAAUGGUAACUACCAAAAUAUCGAUAAUCAUAUGCAAUGUCCAAAAGGCUCUGCGAAUUGUGGUUACCCCGACGAUGAAAAAAAUUCUCCUAUCAGAAUAAGCGAAUUCAACUACUCCAAUGGCUGCAAUUAUUCUGACAUUCUAAAAUCGACGAAGGGAAACAACUUUAACGUCAACUACGCUAACGUGGCGGCCAAGGCCACGAAUGUUUCCAACAAUUCCAAUAACAGUCACAGCGCCGGAAGGUCCAGUAACAAUGUCAGUCGUACAACGAUCGAAAAUAUCACCUCAACAAAUCACGCAAACGAUCAAAAUUAUAAUAACGUAGCCAGGAACGCAAAUAACAUUAAGUUUAGUUCAUUCAAGAACAUUGACGGAAAUAAUUCUAAUACGCCGAAAAACCUUGAUGAAAGUGGAUCCAAUACAUCAAAGGUUGUUAGCGCCAAUAAUUAUAGUGCACCCAAGAAUGCGAAUGUCAACGCUAACAAUGGUAAUAUCAAUGCGAGUAAUCAGCGGAAUAAUAAUCAACCCAAUCGUAAAAAUCGUAAGAAACGUGCCCAGAACGCCACGGUUAAAAAGGACGAAAUCAAUUUUCAGCAGCAAAUCCAAACAUUUCAGCCUGUGUCACCAUCACAGCAGCAGCAGUCUUCGUCACAACCGAAAAGCGGUCAAAACAACAACAAUAAUAAUGGGAGAAAAGUCGGGCCACGAAAAUCAAAUGUAUAUCAAAAUCCGAUUGACAUUAGCGCUACUGUCGCAGUCACUGGUGCACGAUAA